Mytilus trossulus (common blue mussel) is the source of this 1631-nucleotide messenger RNA. Its product is annotated as glycine receptor subunit alpha-2-like. The transcript has 9 exons. Gene Ontology annotation, cellular component: neuron projection; plasma membrane; synapse. NCBI's taxonomy places the organism in Eukaryota, Metazoa, Mollusca, Bivalvia, Mytilida, Mytilidae. The record is from RefSeq and is a predicted model, not a curated record. Gene Ontology annotation, biological process: chemical synaptic transmission; signal transduction; nervous system process. Gene Ontology annotation, molecular function: transmitter-gated monoatomic ion channel activity involved in regulation of postsynaptic membrane potential; GABA-A receptor activity; excitatory extracellular ligand-gated monoatomic ion channel activity. Bases 149 to 1369 code for a protein of 406 amino acids.
UACUCUUCAGCGACUUGAUCUGUUCCAAAUAGUGAUGGAUAUAUACAUGUCAGUAUACAUGCGUCUAACUCUUAUGAUGAAAUUAUAUUUCUUAUAAAAGACUUAUUUACUGGUUAUUGAUCGACGACAUACUAAUUGAGAUUUUAUCAUGUUUGCAAUUGUAUUGAUACUAUCAACAAUCAUCGCUGUUAUAGCAUCUGACAAUAAUACAAGAGAAUAUGUUCUUGGGACUUUAUUUGAUGGCUAUGACCCAAAACUAACACCAGCAUUUUUUCAAGAUGGUCCGGUGAAUGAUGAAGUACAGAUAUAUAUAUCUAGCAUCGCAUCUAUCAGUGAAGCUACAAUGGAUUAUUCAAUGACGAUGUUUCUUAGACAAAGAUGGAUAGACACACGACUGAAGUAUGACCCUAUACCUGGAGUUACCUCUCUUGAGCUAGAUACAAAAGCUAUGGCCGAUGUAUGGAUUCCUGAUCUAUUCAUUGUGAACGAAAAGAAAGCUAAUUUCCAUGAUGUUACAACGCCAAAUAAACUGAUGCAUAUUUAUAGUAACGGAAAGAUCUUCUAUAGUUUAAGAUUAUCGGGAACAUUUUCUUGUAAGAUGAACCUUCUUAAGUAUCCGAUGGAUUCCCAAGUAUGUCUCUUUGUCAUGGAGAGUUACGGUCAAAGCACUGAGUUGCUUAAAAUAAUAUGGAAUGCAGUACCAGUUCAACGACAAGAAAAUUUGACAUUACCUGAAUUUUUGCUGGGUGAUAUUGAAACAUUUCAGUGUGAUAAAGCAUAUGUCGGCAUAACGUAUACUUGCAUAGGGAUGAACAUCCAUUUAAGUCGUAGCUAUGGUUACCAUCUUAUUCAGAUUUAUAUACCAAGUGCUCUCAUAGUUUGUCUAUCAUGGGUAUCAUUUUGGCUCAACAUUGACGCAACACCAGCCAGAAUAUCGCUCGGCUUAUUAACCGUUCUCACCAUGACAACACAGAGUUCCGGUGCACGUGCAAACUUACCAAAAGUUUCUUAUAUAAAGGCAAUAGAUGUUUGGAUGGCUAUGUGUUUGUUUUUUGUGUUUGCCGCUUUGAUUGAAUUUGCAUGGGUAAAUGUUCUUGCACGAGUGCAACAAAGACGACAAACUACAUACUUACAUGAGGUGCAAAAUGGUAAUCCAAAACCGCGCUCGCGUUCUUCUUCUACACACACAGAUUGUUCUGAUACGAAAAAAGAAACUUGUUGCUUUUGUUUUGAAACAUCAACAGACCGUGACAAAGCUCGACUGGUAGACAAAGGAGCUCGAAUCUUGUUUCCCUUAGCAUUCGUUGCCUUUAAUGUAACAUACUGGUGUAUAUAUCUGUUGUGGGAACCAGUGGAUUCAAAAGUAUGACAAAUUCAUAUUGACAUUUUUUUUUCAUAAUCAUUUGAUGGUGCAUGUAAUUGGUAUUGUCAACAUGUUUCAUAAUCAUACUUUUAAGCUAUAUUUGUACUCACGUGUAAAUUAUAAGGAAGUAUUGUAUGAACACCGAUGAAAUGAUAUUUACCGGGUGCUAUGUUUGACUGUUACAUCCUUACACAUGCUUUGACUGUCUGAAGUGUUAGUGCAAUAUAUUGCUAUUAUUACUUUACAAGCCCCACGAAACGUAUUUGAA